UGCAAGAAGUGAGCCAGUUUCGAGAAAGAGAAGAAUGCCGCUCUACUACUGCCGUGCUGUCCUGGGGAUAUUCCUACUGUACUACUGCGUACAGGGUGACCCAAUGUGUGAUCAUAGUGAGAGCUGCAAUAUCAACAAGAGCAAGCAUGUCCUCAAUGAUUCCAAUGAGGCGACGGCUCAGUACCAGCAGCCCGAAGUGGCCACAGUCGAGAGUGGGUCCCCUCACUGGAAGACAGUCUACAUCAUCUCCAUCAGUACCGUGGUGUCAUUCAUACUCCUACUGAUUGCUGUGGUGGCUCUGGUGGCUGUUUGUGUGUACAGGGCAGCGAAGUCCAGAGCACGCCACGGAAGACCAGAGGACUAUGCACCAGUGGAUAACCUGGAGAUUGAGAGUUUCCACUCCAUUCCCUACAGACGAGACGGUCUACCAGAGUGCCCCAUCAGCCUGUACACUGAUGGUGGCCAGGGACCAAGAAGGAAGAGCAGACUGGCCAUCACGUGGCCUCCCUUCCGCCUGAGAACUCGCCCCGCCUCAUCUCUCACCUCCUCCCUCUCCUCCUCCGCCUCCUCCCCCUCCCCCAACAUGACCUGGUACUACAGCAGGGGUGAACCGCUCCCCGUCCUCCCCUCCUCCUCCACAUCCAUUGAUGGUGGACGUGACGAGACCUGUGGACUGUCUCACUCUCAGGAACACCUCCAGGCAAGGAAGAGAUGGGGGAUGAUGGUGACUGAAGAUGGCUGGAUGAGAGGGAAGGAGGGAGAGGUAGAGGGAGGGAAGGAGGUGGUGGUGAGCGACGCUGUGUCUGUGGACCAGUUCAAGGAGACAGUGGCCAGCAAAUACCAGGAUUCCAUGCUUGGGUUUCACACAGAGUUCAUGUACAGGCCCAGUAGUACGUGUGUUGAUGUGUCUAUAUAUUAUAUCCAGAGUCUGUACAGUGGGACAGACAAGAGUGUGACUGUGGCACGGACACGAGAGAACCGGUCCAAGAAUUGCUUCUCCAACUUCUACCCUUAUGAUGAUUAUCGUGUGGUACUCCAGCCAGUCCCAGUCUACGGCCACAAGACCAUCAACAGCGAGCACAGCGACUACAUCAACGCCAGCUACAUUGACGGGUUUUCAAGACCAAGAAAGUUUAUCACCACACAAGUGCCCCUGCCCCACACGGUGGUAGACUUCUGGCAGAUGGUGUGGCAGGAGAAGGCGGCCUGCCUCGUCCUCCUAUCUCUGGGCAAGGAAGAGGGGCGUGGCAGUCCGGGGGAACGCUACUGUUCAGAUGACGUGGGUACCUGGUGCAUCGGACCAUUCCUGGUCUCCACUACUGCCAAGACACAGUGUGCCCACCACACUAUACGACACAUAUCAGUACAGGUGCCGGGCAGUGCUCCAGUGGAGGUGUGUCAGCUGCAGCUCACCAACCUCUCUCGACAGAGUGUGCACUACGUGGCCUCCACUCUCCUGGCCUUCCACCGCAGGUUCUCCGAGUCCUGUCCCACGCUCUCCACCAAACCCACCGUCGUCCACUGCAGUACUGGUACAGGUCUGAGUGGAGUGUUUGUGGCAGUGGACCGACUCAUAGAGGAGAUGUGGGCGGGGCAAGGGGGUGGAGUCAAUGUGUGGGGUGUGGUCAACUCACUACGUCGGCAGAGACCCAGGAUGGUGGCUACCUUGGAGCAGUAUGUCCUUGUCCAUGAGGUGAUACUGGAGAUGGUUAAAUGGGGCUGCACUGAGAUACCAGCCUGUGAACUGACCAAUGCCAACACUGACUUUGGUCUGGAGGGAGAGGGGGAGGGAGAAAGUGUUCUGGAGAAACUCUACAAGGCUGCAGGUCCAGUCAAACCUGACCCAGGCAGAGAGGAAGAACAGGGUGCAGGUAGAGGAGGCUGCUUGCCUUGUGCCCACCCUCUGUGGAUCUCACACUCUGCCAGAGGGAUCCUGGCACAGAGCAGGACCGUCCCCUACCAUCGUCCCAUCAGCAUCUCGAGCUACUGGCCAGGCAGUGGUUGGCUGGUGACCCGCAGUCCCUCUCGUUCCUCUGUGAGUCAGUUCUGGAGAGCUGUCGUGAACAAGAAAUGCAGCAUCGUCAUCGACUUCUCUUCCAAAAACAAGGAUCGAUACCAGUACUGGCCUGACGGUGUGUCGUCUGCCACGCUGAUAGCUGGACAGUACGCAAUCCACAGAGGGAGGGAGGAAGGAGGAGAGGGGAGGGCCACUGGAGACCUCAAGACCACAUCUCUCACUAUUGAGAACCUCCUGUCUGGGCAGACUCACAUCGUGACACAGUUGGUGGUGGUGGAGUGGACUGGAGAGGUGACAGUCCAGAUGUGUGGAGCUGUGGACACCAUUCUGAGAGCCCAGAACUCCACCACACACACCCCUGUCCUCCUCCACUGCAAUGAUGGAGUGAGUGAGGUGGGAGUGGUGAGUGUGGUGAGUGUGGCAGUGGAGCAGGGAGUGGCAGAGGGUCUGGUGGACAUCCCCUGUGCCAUCAGGAAGAUCAGGACACUGCUACCAACUGCCAUCGCCUCCCUCGUGAGUACACUGAGCCCUGUCACGUACAUACAGAAA
Molecule: messenger RNA, 2566 nt
Organism: Geodia barretti
Lineage: Eukaryota; Metazoa; Porifera; Demospongiae; Tetractinellida; Geodiidae
Source: the annotation of a GenBank genome assembly